UUUUAAGUUUCAAGGGAGAAAUUCUGCUUGAUUCAAAGCAGUUCAAAGCAGCUGUUGGAUUUGAUACAGAGUCAGCACUUUCAGGAAUGAGCGUUUACCAGGAAUGGACGACAAGAGUGUGUCUAACACUCAAUUGACUAACCUAGUACAAUGACCAUUGUAUGGGAAUGCAGACUUACAGGUAAUUGAAAGCUUUUAAUGGGUUUGGCUUGUGUACCUGACAGCAAUGUUAAAGGUGUAGCCAUAGAGAGUAUAAGAGGGAGGGGUGAAGUGGAGGUACAGUCAGAGGAAGAGUCAAAGAGGGUGGAAUAGAGAGGGAGUGAGGUUGUCAGGGAAAGGGAAAUGAAGGCGUAAGCAAGAUUGUGCCUGCAACACAGGCUCACUCUGUCUCUCAGAAUACAGCUGACAGAACAGCCAUGGUUGGAGACAAACUGGAGGAGAAAACAAGGAGCGAGUGAGAAAAAACAACAAGCCACCCUUGGCCACCUUAUCUUUUCCAUCUAUAUACGGAAACCACUGGAUAAUUUAUAAGCCUCUCCCUCUUGCUCUGUGUGAGAGUGUGUGUGUGAGAGAGAGGGGGGGAUUUGCUGAGCUCACCACCACCAUGCUGUAUCCUGCUGCUGUCAGUGCAGCCGCUGCGGCUGUCUGGCUGCUGGCAGUGCUGGGCCCAUGCCUGUCUCUUCCAGCUGAGGACAACUCAGAGCUAGGCUUCAGCCUCUGCAGCAACUGCUUCUACAGACAGACGCCUCCUCAGGGAGCCUCUGAAGGACCGCUGCUGCGACCACUCUGCCACAGACUGCCUGGGGGACAGGAGUUUGCCACUCUGUCCAAACCGACCUGUGACACAGCUGUCUACUCCGCCUUCCAUCUCAGCCAUGGAUGGACAGAGAGAGGGGGGGAGGAGGGGGAAGAGCUUGUGACAAAGGAAGAAGAAGACAUCAUUAAAAUAGCAGUCCCAGCCCUUCUCAGAGGAGGUGGAGAUCCAUCUCACCCUGUCUCGCCUACAGACUCCCCGCUUACACACUGGGAUGCAACAGUCACAACACUGGUUCUGUCAACCUUCACACCCCAGUGCAGCACUUUAGGCGGUGAUCUCUACAUCCUGACCGGGGCCGGAGGUUUUGGGGCUGCUGAGGAUGGAGACGAGGAGUGUCAGACUAAGCCACUGUGGUCUGCAGUGUGCUGCGCUGCCCCAGAAGGGAAGAGUGGUUUCAGUGUGGGGUUAAUCAGAGAGACAGGGGAGGGGGAGAGACAAGUGAGCGUGAAAGAGCUGGAGGAGACACUAGGAGUGGCAGAGCUGUUCUCAGAAGGCUGUGGAGGAGCAGAUGGAGAGGCUGUUGGAAUUGGAGUGGGUCUUCACACUGAUGGGCUCCCUGGAAAUAUAGAAGAGCUGGAUGCAGAACUUACUGGUGAAAACACUGGAUCUGAAGAUGUAGAUUCAAGCACAACUGAAACUCUGGAUGAACUAGAGACAGAUGACAAUUCCAGCAGCACUCUAGUCUACGUCCUUUCCACCACCGUCUCCAUCCUUACAGCUCCACUGCGGCCUGUGUUCUCCACAAUCACCCAGUUACCUGGACAGGUGACAUACGUUCUUCAGGAAGACCUUGGAGUUCUGGCAGCCCUGCCUGGAGACAUCUACACCUUGCUCCACCUCUUUAUCUCUGACCUUUUGUCCUUGAUGGGCUCAGCUGCAGAAAUACUACUGGGUAUUGGGGAAACCUGUUUCUUUGGCGUCUACUUCUGCACCUCCUCCAUGCUGGGGGCCCUGCUGGACAGCUGCCACACUGGGGUCACUGGCAUGGGGACCCUGGCUGGAGACACAGUGGGGAUAUUUGGUGACGUGGUGGAUAAUGGUUGGUGGGUGAUCGAGUUCUUUGGAGGGCGGCUUUGGGAACAGAGUGAGGGAUAUGUCAGAACAGUGAUGUCAGAGAUGGGGGGUCAGGCGGAAGCUGUAGGUGGCGGGUUUGGGAGGCUGGUGUGGAGAAGUAAAAAUGGGGUGGGUAAUGUGUUUUGGCUGGGAGGGGGUUUAAUAAUGGGGAUGGUGGAUACAUUUAUUGUUGAUGUAAGAGAGGGUUUUGGGCAGGAGUCAGGGUGAAAAGUGGAGGGAAAAUCCAGACUCCACUUGACGAUAGUAACAAAAAUUUCCAAAUGUUUUGUCCAGUUUUGGUUUGUAAAUUUCUUUAGCACGUAAGAGUGUGAAAAAUGGGGAACUAUUUAAAUUUGAUGUCAUCUGAUAUGCCGUAGUUGUUCUUGAAAUGUCCAUUUACUGUAGGGCUUACACUUCACUGUGGCUGGCUGUAUCUGAGAGCUAGGAUAUAGUGACCCAACUGUGAUUUAAAAACACUGUGCACAAGGCUUUCGGAUGUAAUUAUUGAAAGCAAUUCUUGUAUGAUAAUUGUUAUGAUAAAUGUUUGCUUACAUGUACAUUUGAAUAAAAGAGAAUGCUGGCUUA
Messenger RNA from Micropterus salmoides (largemouth bass), 2455 nucleotides. RefSeq lists its product as uncharacterized. Lineage: Eukaryota; Metazoa; Chordata; Actinopteri; Centrarchiformes; Centrarchidae. The transcript has 3 exons. The coding region runs from base 605 to 2098 and encodes 497 amino acids. The record is from RefSeq and is a predicted model, not a curated record.